AUGCUUGCUGCGCCUUGCAAGUUUACGGAACAACCUACUGCUGAGGUCGCGAUGAUGACGCCUCCCGCUGAGGUCUCUGCUGAUCGGAAGAUUGCGCCGAACAGGCGAACUGGGAUCAGAAGAAUCGAAGACUCCGCUAUUCAGCUUCUUGACAACGUGUCGUUUGUCAAAUCAGAGCGUGAAGCUAGGCAACUACUUGAGGAGCGACAGCGUCUUCAUGAUUUACUAGAAGAAUGGUACAAUGGUAUCGAGGCUGAAGAAACAAGAAGUGUCAACGACCUCUUUUUAACCCUACUGCAUUACAUCCUUCGUGUUGUACUACUAGGGACUUUGGACUAUGGGGGAAGAUUGGAAGCUGAGAAUGAAAAGAUUCAAGCCGUAGCGAAUGAGAUUAACGAGCGGCUCAAAGAUUAUGAUAUGCGCAAGGGUAUAGAAAGUGGACGGCAUGAAUAA
Fusarium coffeatum is the source of this 453-nucleotide messenger RNA. RefSeq lists its product as uncharacterized. The transcript has a single exon. Lineage: Eukaryota; Fungi; Ascomycota; Sordariomycetes; Hypocreales; Nectriaceae. The record is from RefSeq and is a predicted model, not a curated record. Bases 1 to 453 code for a protein of 150 amino acids.